Molecule: messenger RNA, 2586 nt
Organism: Lobosporangium transversale
Lineage: Eukaryota; Fungi; Mortierellomycota; Mortierellomycetes; Mortierellales; Mortierellaceae
Exons: 3
Coding region: 1-2586 (861 amino acids)
Source: RefSeq, a predicted model, not a curated record
AUGGCCACAUUACAUCACGACAGCAUGGAUAAAAAAAAAGUACAAGGUAGCAACAACUAUAAGAACAAGAACAAGAACAAGAAGGGCUUGCCAUCAUCCUCUUCUGAUUCAUUAGAGUCCAUCUCCAUGACUACGCAGCCCCAUAUGCCUAGUUCGGUCUACAAUCCGAAUCCUUUCCCGCUAGACCCAGUACAGCCGGACGGAGUUAGCCGGCACAACGCCUUUUCUCAAAACAGAAAUUACCAUCAAACACAAGAAGGCGAGGCUUUGGAUAUUGAGAUUGAAGAGACCAAAGGAUUUGUUUCAGGGAAGAGCCGACGGAGUAUAGAUGAUAGCCGAAUCAAUACUGGCGUCCUCAAAGACGACAGCAAUCAGGAUGUAACAUACGAUUAUGAGCUCGCUAAUAGAAAGAACAAUGGCUCCAUCCAAAAGAUUAGUGCAGGGUUAAAAGAGACACUGUCGAACCUGACUAGGAAUAGGGGGAAGGCGUGUGAGCGGGAAAACGUACAAGUGGACGCAGUUUUACAACACAAUCUCCAGCAACAACAAAAACUCUUACGCCAGCAACGACAGCAGCAUCAGUUACCACAUGAUAUUGGAGAGUCAUCCCGAGGUCGCGAUCGAGAGCCUCAGCACACUCAGGAUAGUCCACUUCAUGGAGGCAGAGCUAUGUAUCCUCCUAAUGGCGGUUAUAAAAAUAAAAGGGGUUCUUUUGUAGAUUCCCCAACGCGCUCACGCCUUCAUUCACUCUCACCUCCACCGCCACCUGGACUGCAGGAUCGUAGGAGUUCAGGAUCGUAUUGGCCAGAUGAUGAACAACGCGGGCUCUAUGCUGAACAAUCGACCCCUUUCAUUGGAUAUCAACCACCGCCGUUUUUAUCAUCAUCACAAGAUAGUUUGCGUUCAUAUCAACGCCCAACCAGGCCUCUGAGUCUGCCAGCAAGUGAAUAUGAAUAUGAAGAGUAUUCACCAAGACAAGAGAGGUAUGAGCAACGAUACAGAGGUCGUGACGAAGGAAGGGAGAGGGAAAGGUGCGAGCCCGAUGGGAUCCAUAAUGAGGGCGCAUUGAGCACAAGCCCCGGUGUACAGCGCCAAGCUGGAUUGGGUCAUAUUACAACCUCUAGAUCCGACUCUGCAUUAGUGAUACCAUCUGAAUUUGGUAAUACCAAGAUAGUAGCAACAGCGGCAGUUAGGCAAAACCAACGUGUGGAGACUCCUGAUAGGUUAAGCAGAGCUAAGGAAUGGGUAGCGAAUCAACGCAAAAAUAAUCAUGAUAUUGCAGCACCUACUGCAGCAGCAAUGACAGAUCGAGAUCGAGAGGCAGCGCUGUCAUCUAUUCCAGAUGCAUUCCGCUCUAGUCGUGUUAGUCGUCCCAUUCGUCCGGGAAGUGGCUAUAGGUUAUCUAUGGACUCUGCAGAUUAUAGACUCAUGACCUCACCAUUACGGCCACCGCCACCGCGAGGAGGAGGAAGCUAUCUGAGCAGCGCUGAUAGGAGAUAUGGAUACGGCCCAAAAGAAAGGAUAGCCGCGAUGAAUCAAAUCCGAAUGCAUGAACAGCAACAGGAACAGCAGUACCGCAAUUAUAGGGCAAAUGUGGUAGAUGAUGGGCGCCACUGGGAUCGCCGAUCGGAAGAAUACUAUCGUAGAAGUCAUCAAAAUCAGCACCGUGGCAACGACAGGGUAGAGUAUGAGGGAGGUUAUGGCGUUGGUAGAGGUGGUGCUCAUAGUGGAUUCCAUGGAUACCCGCCUGGCGGCCCUGACGACAUAAAUAAUGAGGAGGAGUUCGAAUCAACGUUGGUUCCAGUGCCUGCGGCUGGUAGCCAAUCCAAUAAGAAGAUGCCUGAAGAUACUGUAGAUUUACAAGACAAAUCAAAAAUAACAGCCGCACAGCAAUCAGGAGUAACAAAGACAGCUGUGGAUGAGGAUGACGAAGAGGAAAUAGAGGAUCAGCUUGAGCCUCCCAAAAAACCUAACAAGAGGCGGCUGAUCCUUCGCCUGAUCAGCUUGUUCUCAAGUGUGUUUGUCCUCGUGCUACUAAUUGCAGCAUCUCCGGUGUCAAAGUCUCCCUCGCCGUUUUCGAGCCAAGCGGGGCUUGCGUUCCAUUAUAUCGUUGCUAUACUCUCAAUGGUUGUGAGUUUUUUGUUUGUAUUCAACUAUUUGAGCCGACGCCUACGACGACGGGAAAAGAUGAAGCGUUAUAUUCUAUUCGGACUUGAUAUUCUUAUGACUUUGAUCUGGUUCGUCGAUAUCUUUAUUUGCAUCUCCAAGUUCCCUUGCGCCGUUGGUGGUCAAAAUGGAUGGUGCGAUAUGUAUAAUUCUAGCGUGUUUUUAGGAAUGAUUGCGUUAAUGAGCUUCCUCAUAGCUUUCCUGUGGGAUAUUUGGGGCUCUCUUGGUCGCCCUAAAAUAUUCGGAGAGGGACCUUGGAUCAAACCGCCUCCACCAGGGUUUGAUGGCAGACCACCAUUUGCGAGACAAGGCACUGACACAAAGGGCCACGCAGUAAGAGGAACGCCGGGGGGGUGGCCUGCGCAGUCCCCUAGGCAAGGCUUCCCAACGAAGCCAAAAAAUAGUAAAGCUCUUUGGUGA